AUGGGCACCCGUAACCUCAUCCCGCACCACAUUCCCCAUCCGCUCGGCCACGCGGCAGCGAUCGCCGCGCGCCUCGCUGGCCUUGAUGCGCUGACGACCGAGAGUAGCCCGGCGACGUCAUCCUCGUUCGCUGAUGGGCUUCCGCCAGCAGUGCUCAUUGUCCACGACAGGGUCGCUUGUGACGAUCCGCUCUCCAUCUGUACUGCCAUCGACGAUGCUGCUGGUGGCCAGCUCGCCGUCGCGUCCAAGGUAGCUGCCGGCAUCUACGCCCGCCUCCUCAUCCCGAUCUACGAGCUGCGGCAGGCAAACAACCAGCGCAAGUAUGAAGAGGCGUUUGCCAAGAUGUCCGCCGACUGGGACGCUUGUGAGACUGUGUUGGCCUCGCAGCGGUUCCUCUCCGGCGGCGACGCGCCCGACUUUGCCGACGUCCUCCUCUUCGUCGUCGCCCUCCGGCUUGAUCUUGUGUACUACGAGCUGUACAAGGUCUCGUUCGGCCUUCUACAAGACUACCCUCACAUCGAAGGCUUUGUGCAAGAUCUGUUCGAGCGCCCGGCGUUUUACACCGACACGCCUCCGCUCGCCGUCAUCAAGACCUUCCACUACACCGGCGAGCCCGAUCUCAACCCGCACGGCAUCGUGCCGCGCGGCGGCGAGCCCGAUCUCCAUGGGCCGCACUUUCGCGACUUUGCCUUUGACGCUGUGUCGGCUGACGAUGCUGUCAACGAGGACCAGGACGCUGAUCGUGGCCGCGGCGAGUGGGUUCGCGGCCUUUCGGAGCUGCGGGCGUGGAUCGGGCCCGACGACGACUAUCCCGUAGCGGGUGAUCAGCGAUACGUACUCUACGCCCCGUUCAACUGCCCAUGGUCGCACCGCACACUCCUUGCCCGUGCCAUCAAGGGUCUGGAUGACGCCAUCGGCCUUGUCGUUGUCUACUUUCGCCGUGAUGCCGACAGUCGGUGGCAGAUCAACCCGGCCGUGCCUGGCUGCACCGCCGACGUGUACGAGGGCAUCGCCAAGAUUACCGAGCUAUACGCGGCGUCCAACUCGGACGAGCGCUCGGUGCCUGUUCUCUGGGAUACCAAGACCAAGCAGAUCGUCAACAACGAGUCUGCUGACAUUGUGCGCAUCUUCAACUCGUCGUUUGCCGAUCUCGCUACCAACAGCAUCGACCUUUAUCCCGCCGACGCCGCCGACGAGAUCGACCGACUCAACCUACUUGUCUAUCAGCGCGUGGCCAACGGGGCAUACAAGGCCGGCUUUGCUUCAUCGCAAGCUGCCUACGACCGGGCCUACGAUCGCUACUUUCGUGCGCUCGAGUAUCUUGAUGGCGUGAUCCUCGCCGAUCGCGAGUGGCUCGCCGGUACACCGCAUCCGACCGAGGCCGAUCUCAAGCUCUUCCCGCCCAUCUUCCGGCACGACGACGUGUACUUUUCCCGCUUCAAGCUCAACAAGAACAAGCUUGCUGCCUACCCCAACCUCGCUGCCUGGCGCGAUCGCAUGCUCGCCUUUCCGGGCGUUGCUGCUGCCUCCAAUCUUGAUCACGCGCGCAACGGCUACUUUGGCCGCACCGGGUCGGAAAUCGUCCCUGCCGGACCUCGUCGACUUGGUCUCACUCGAUCUGACUACAGCGAUGACGUUUGGCUCAACCGUGACCAACCAGCCAGUGGCUCUGAAGAGUAA
Molecule: messenger RNA, 1680 nt
Organism: Thecamonas trahens ATCC 50062
Lineage: Eukaryota; Apusomonadida; Apusomonadidae
Product: glutathione S-transferase domain-containing protein
Exons: 2
Coding region: 1-1680 (559 amino acids)
Cellular component (GO): cytoplasm
Molecular function (GO): glutathione transferase activity
Source: RefSeq, a predicted model, not a curated record